AUGACUGAAAAAGAAACCAUCGUAGUAAUAGGAGCCGGCAUAAUCGGCCUCUCCACAGCCCUCUACAUCCAAAAACACCUCUCCCCAUCGCAACGCGUUCUCCUCACAGCCCGGGACUUCCCCCACAGCACAUCCCUCAACUACGCCUCACCCUGGGCAGGCGCCCACUAUCGUCCGGUCCCGGGCUCCAACGCCCAACACACUCGAGAAGAAGCACAAGCCCGUCGCACCUACGCACACUUCAGGACACUCGCGGCCCAGGAACCAGGUGCGGGCGUCCAGUCCAUCACUGGCAUCGAGCACCUCGAGAACCCGCCGGCGGAGUACCUCGACGAGAAGAACAUCCAGGCAGUGUAUGGGCAUCUGGAUGGGUUUGAGUACUUACAGCCUGAGGAGGUGCCGGGGGAUGUGAAGUGGGGAGUGAGGUAUAAGACAUUCGUGGUGAAUUCGCCGGUGUAUUGUGCGUGGUUGCUGCGGGAGUUUGUCUUGAGGGGUGGGGAGGUGAAGGAGUAUACGUUUGUGGAUUUGAGGGAGGGGUUCUAUCUUGCGGAGAGGGUGGGGGCGGUGGUUAAUUGUUCUGGGUUGGGGUUUGGGGAUGAGAAGAGUUAUAUUAUUCGGGGGCAAACGUGUCUGGUCAGGAAUCCGUGCUCGGCGACUAUCACUCGACAGAAUAGCGAUGGCUCGUGGUCCUUCUGUAUCCCGCGGCCGUUGGGUGGUGGGACGAUUAUCGGGGGCACGAAGCAGCCGCAUAAUUGGGAUCCUAAUCCGUCGAUGGAAACACGGGCCCAGCUACUGGCGAAUGCUGCUAAGUGGUUUCCCUUCCAGGAGGGAAGUAGAGGAGAGUUCGAUGUUAUUCGUGAUGUUGUUGGUCGUCGACCCGCACGAGAGGGGGGUAUGAGGAUUGAAGUGGAGAGGGAUCAAGGUCAGGGGGUGAUCGUUCAUGCGUAUGGAGCGGGGGGUCGUGGGUUUGAGUUAUCCUGGGGUGUGGCGGAGGAUGUUUACGAUUUGAUGCGACAAUGCGGACUGAUAAAGGAAAAGGCCUCGCUAUAA
Molecule: messenger RNA, 1050 nt
Organism: Aspergillus piperis CBS 112811
Lineage: Eukaryota; Fungi; Ascomycota; Eurotiomycetes; Eurotiales; Aspergillaceae
Product: FAD-dependent oxidoreductase
Exons: 3
Coding region: 1-1050 (349 amino acids)
Molecular function (GO): D-amino-acid oxidase activity; FAD binding
Source: RefSeq, a predicted model, not a curated record